CUCUAGAUGUUACGGCCAAAAAUUCAAAAGAGCCGCGUGAGAGAGGCGAACUAUUCUAGGAAUUAAGAUAUUUCGUCGUUAUUUCAUUCCAUUAUAUCAUAACAUCUCUGUAAUAUUUUCUCUUGACAUUUUCACAUCUAUUUCAAGCCUCAAGGGUUAGGGUUUGUUUUUUGUGAAGAUGGGGCAGCAGUCUUUGAUCUACAGCUUCGUUGCUCGAGGUACGGUGGUCCUCGCUGAGUACACGGAGUUCACCGGAAAUUUCACCAGCAUCGCUUCUCAAUGCCUACAGAAGCUUCCGGCUUCCAACAACAAGUUUACCUACAAUUGCGAUGGCCACACCUUCAAUUACCUCGUCGAAAAUGGCUUCACCUAUUGUGUAGUUGCAGCUGAAUCUGCUGGUAGACAAAUUCCCAUUGCUUUUUUGGAAAGAAUUAAGGAGGAUUUUAACAAAAGAUAUGGUGGAGGAAAAGCAGCCACUGCUGUUGCUCAUGGCCUCAACAAGGAGUUUGGAUCCAAAUUAAAGGAACACAUGCAAUAUUGUGUGGACCAUCCUGAAGAGAUCAGCAAGCUUUCUAAAGUUAAAGCUCAGGUGUCUGAAGUUAAGGGUGUCAUGAUGGAAAAUAUUGAGAAGGUUCUUGACCGUGGUGAGAAGAUUGAGUUGCUGGUGGAUAAAACUGAGAACCUCCGCUCCCAGGCUCAAGAUUUCAGGCAACAAGGGACUAAGAUGAGAAGAAGGAUGUGGCUCCAGAACAUGAAGAUAAAAUUGAUUGUUUUGGGUAUAAUCAUUGCCUUGAUUCUCAUUAUCAUAUUGUCUGUUUGUCAUGGCUUCCAUUGUUAAAUGGCCUAGAGGUAUCCCUGGAUACUCUUCUUCUGCUGCUACGGCAUACUGCAUCUGAAGCCUCCACGCUGCUGCUCUCAACAGCAUCGUUUUUCGUCACUUUUCGGGGGUCUUUACUGUUUAGAUUAACCAUUCCCUACUGAUAGCCUUUAGGAUUUGGGAGCUUUUGUAUUUUGGAUUGGUUGUAUAGUUCAAUGUGCUUUUACCUGUUCUAGGUAGAUGGUCUCUGCAUGUAAUUGAGGAAUAUUUGGAGCAUGUCCUUUUGAAAUUCUUAUGUCUAUUUCAUUUAUUUUGAUCUAUUACCCGUUAUUUUGUAUUAUUAUUGUUUUCUUUUUGGGGUGUUCUUACUCAAUGUCAGCUCUUUGGUAAUAUGAAUUUUUUCAUGGCACGUUUUACUUA
Molecule: messenger RNA, 1237 nt
Organism: Humulus lupulus (European hop)
Lineage: Eukaryota; Viridiplantae; Streptophyta; Magnoliopsida; Rosales; Cannabaceae
Product: putative vesicle-associated membrane protein 726
Exons: 6
Coding region: 179-838 (219 amino acids)
Biological process (GO): vesicle-mediated transport
Cellular component (GO): membrane
Source: RefSeq, a predicted model, not a curated record